AGCGGCUGUGGACGGCACCCGAGCUGCUGCGCGACGCGGCUCUGGAGCGGCGCGGCUCGUUCCGCGGCGACGUUUACGGCAUCGGCAUCAUCAUGCAGGAGGUCAUCUGCCGCAGCGCCCCCUACUGCAUGCUGGGGCUGCCGCCGGAGGAGAUCAUAGAGAAGGUCGCCCGCCCCCCCCCGCUGUGCCGCCCCGCGGUGUCGGCGGACCAGGCGCCGCUGGAGUGCAUCCACCUGAUGAAGCAGUGCUGGAGCGAGCAGCCCGACAGGAGGCCCAACAUCGACCAGAUCUUCGACCAGUUCAAGAGCAUCAACAAGGGGCGCAAGACCAACAUCAUCGACUCGAUGCUGCGCAUGCUGGAGCAAUACUCGAGCAACCUGGAGGACCUGAUCCGCGAGCGCACCGAGGAGCUGGAGAUCGAGAAGCAGAAGACGGACAAACUGCUCACCCAGAUGCUGCCCCCCUCGGUGGCCGAGGCGCUGAAGAUGGGGACCCCGGUGGAACCCGAAUACUUUGAGGAGGUGACGCUGUACUUCAGCGACAUCGUGGGCUUCACCACCAUCUCGGCCAUGAGCGAGCCCAUCGAGGUGGUGGAUCUGCUCAACGACCUCUACACCCUGUUCGACGCCAUCAUCGGUGCCCACGACGUCUACAAGGUGGAGACCAUCGGGGACGCCUACAUGGUGGCCUCAGGGCUGCCAAAGCGCAACGGGAACCGGCACGCGGGGGAGAUCGCCAACAUGUCGCUGGACAUCCUCAGCUCCGUCGGCACCUUCAAGAUGCGCCACAUGCCCGAGGUGCCCGUGCGCAUCCGCAUCGGCCUGCAUUCGGGGCCGUGCGUGGCCGGGGUGGUGGGGCUGACCAUGCCGCGCUACUGCCUCUUCGGGGACACCGUCAACACCGCCUCGCGCAUGGAGUCCACCGGCCUGCCGUACCGGAUCCACGUCAACGCGCGCACGGUGGCCAUCCUGCGGGCGCUGCAGGAGGGCUUCAAGCUGGACAUCCGUGGCAAGACGGAGCUCAAGGGGAAGGGCGUGGAGGACACUUACUGGCUGGUGGGACGCGAGGGUUUCACCAAACCCAUCCCCACCCCCCCCGACCUCCUGCCUGGGGCCAGCAAUCACGGCAUCAGCCUGGAUGAGAUCCCGGCCGAGCGGCGCCGCAAGCUGGAGAAGGCACGACCAGGGCAGGUCCUCAAAUAG
Molecule: messenger RNA, 1202 nt
Organism: Lagopus muta (rock ptarmigan)
Lineage: Eukaryota; Metazoa; Chordata; Aves; Galliformes; Phasianidae
Product: retinal guanylyl cyclase 1-like
Biological process (GO): cGMP biosynthetic process; intracellular signal transduction; protein phosphorylation
Molecular function (GO): peptide receptor activity; ATP binding; guanylate cyclase activity
Source: RefSeq, a predicted model, not a curated record